This is a messenger RNA of Panthera uncia (snow leopard), 1005 nucleotides long. RefSeq names its product olfactory receptor 11H4-like. Gene Ontology annotation, molecular function: olfactory receptor activity; G protein-coupled receptor activity. Lineage: Eukaryota; Metazoa; Chordata; Mammalia; Carnivora; Felidae. Gene Ontology annotation, cellular component: membrane. Gene Ontology annotation, biological process: G protein-coupled receptor signaling pathway. The record is from RefSeq and is a predicted model, not a curated record.
GAAUUUAUGAACAGUUCAGAGACAAGCACUGUGACUAAGUUUGUCCUCCUAGGCUUCCCUGGUUGUCAGGAGUUGCAAAGUUUCCUUUUCUCACUGUUCCUGGGGAUCUAUAUAUUUACCAUAAUGGGAAAUGGGAUUAUUGUCUGUGCUGUGAGGUUGGACCAACGGCUCCACCCAAUGUAUAUUCUCCUAGGCAAUUUUGCUUUCCUUGAAAUCUUGUACAUUACCUCCACUGUGCCCAGUAUGCUAGUCAAUUUCCUCUCAGAAACAAAAACCAUCUCUUUCGUUGGCUGUUUCCUCCAGUUAUAUUUUUUUACUUCCCUUGGUACAACUGAGGCAUAUUUCCUCUGCAUCAUGGCAUAUGAUCGGUACCUCGCUAUCUGCCACCCACUGCACUACUCAACCACCAUGACCCAACAACUCUGCUAUAUCUUGAUGUCUCUUUGCUGGGUAUUGGGGUUCCUUAGUUACUCUGUCUCCACUAUACAGCUCUCUCAAUUGUCUUUCUGUGGACCCAACACCAUUGACCACUUUAUGUGUGACAUGGACCCACUGAUGGCUCUGUCCUGUGCUACAGCUCCAGUCAUGGAGAUCAUCUUCUAUGUCCUGAACUCUCUCAUCAUCAUCCUCACACUUCUGUAUAUUCUUGGCUCCUAUACUCUUUUACUGAUAGCUGUGUUAAAAGUGCCUUCAGCUGCUGGCCUGCGGAAGGCCUUUUCCACCUGCGGAUCACAUCUGACAGUGGUAUGCUUAUUCUUUGGAGCCCUUUUGGCAAUGUAUGUGAGUCCCACAGCUGAUAACCCAGUUGAAAUUCAGAAUAUUUUGACUUUGUUCUACUCCGUGGUGACUCCCUUCUUAAACCCUCUGAUUUACAGUUUACGAAACAAGGACAUGAAGGCUGCACUGAAGAAAAUCCUUUUUGGAGAUAAAGUCAAAGAGAAUGAUCAGAGGGCCAAAUUGUGCAGGACCUUGUACACCAUAGUAAGAACUUUUAAUUCCAUGUGA